This is a messenger RNA of Linum tenue, 611 nucleotides long. NCBI's taxonomy places the organism in Eukaryota, Viridiplantae, Streptophyta, Magnoliopsida, Malpighiales, Linaceae. The record is from the annotation of a GenBank genome assembly.
GUGAUACAGAGCAAGUCGGUGGUCGAGGAUCAGCGGCAGUCCGGUGAUCGGCGGCGAGGAUCCGACAAUCCGGUGGUUGGCGGCGAGGUAUUCGACACGUACAGGGAAGAGAUGAGGGAUGGUGGUCAUAAUGGUAGGAACAUAUGUGGUCGGGGUGGUUUUGGUGAGCAAAAGGUGCUUCGGUAUACUGAAUGGAAACGAUACAACAAUGUGGAAUCCUGCUAACGAUGUUCACCUGCCUGCUAUGUUCAAUGGUAACCUUCUGCUAGGUUCAAUGUGCUUGUAAUUCAUCUUCAUUUAUGGGUACCCGCGGGUACCCAUUAUCCGUCCCGUACGGGUAAUGGGUACCCGUUUCCCAUAUGGGUUUGGGAUAUGGGAAGGACUUUGACCUCCAAAUGGGACUGGGUACCCGUUUAAAACGGGACGGGUAUCCCGUCCCGUCCCGUUGCCCACCCCUAGGCUAGGAGGCCAGUUGUGUGACUGUAACAAACCUCCUACGUAAUAGGCUGCUGGUUUUUUGUUUUUGUGUUGAUUGACGGAGCUAGAGGAUUCAAUGUUGGUGUAUAGAUGUUUGGUAACUCGAUAAAAACAAGAAGGUUUGACGAAAGGGC